Messenger RNA from Tilletiaria anomala UBC 951, 2720 nucleotides. Its product is annotated as glycosyltransferase family 22 protein. Gene Ontology annotation, molecular function: alpha-1,2-mannosyltransferase activity. NCBI's taxonomy places the organism in Eukaryota, Fungi, Basidiomycota, Exobasidiomycetes, Georgefischeriales, Tilletiariaceae. Gene Ontology annotation, biological process: protein N-linked glycosylation. The transcript is spliced from 6 exons. The coding region runs from base 89 to 2284 and encodes 731 amino acids. Gene Ontology annotation, cellular component: endoplasmic reticulum membrane. The record is from RefSeq and is a predicted model, not a curated record.
CCUUGGUGGGCAUGGCAGAGUAUCAUGCGCAGGGUUAGCUAGUAGCUACAACACCAUUUGUAGUUCCCUUAUAGAUGCUGAAAGGGCCAUGGUGGUGGUUUACGAUUCUCCAGGCACAAGGAAGCAGUCUGGUCCCAGCAAACGUGCACCUCCCUCGACAACGCGAGAUACGUCAUCGCCGUUGCUUCAAGACGGCUCUGAAAGGAAAUGGUAUUUAUCAUCAUGGGCGCCAUCACGACAGGCGGCCUUCAGCCUGCUGCUCAUCGCACGGCUCAUUUCCGCAUCUGCCAGCAUCAUCCCGGAUUGUGACGAGACGUACAAUUACUGGGAGCCGCUGCAUCAGCUCUUGUAUCCUCCGGCACCGGCGAGCAAUCAAUUGGGCAGCUUCAAGACCUGGGAAUAUGAUCCUCGCUUUGCGAUCCGUAGCUGGGCUUACUUGAUCCAAUUCACACCGUUGAAAUGGUACACAAAUUUGACAGGAAUGUCAAAAUAUCAGCACUUUUACUUUACGCGGGCCACCCUGGCUUGCGUAUCUGCUGCCGUCGAAGCACGAUUCUAUGAUGCCGUCAAAGAGACCGCCGGCGCGCGAACGGCACGGUAUCUCUUGGUUUCUCUUCUUGGCUGCGCAUCGAUAUUUGAGGCGUCGACAGCUCUGGUGCCUUCUUCAUACACCUUUUACACGACCACAUUAGCUUGGUCUUUUGCAAUGAAACCGUCAAACGGGGACCCUGCAUCGCGAUCUUUGCGGUGUCUGAAGGCCACCGUGGCCUUCGCCUUGGGUGCCAUCGUCGGCUGGCCUUUUGCCAUCGUGCUCGCCUUGCCCUUCGUUUUCGAAGAGCUUGUCUCGUUCCAACGAACAAUAACAGACAGCUUCAUGCAGCGGGCCUGCCGAUUCUCUCAAGCAGCGAUCGCUACUGGUCUGUGCAUUGGCCUUCCCACGCUUCUGAUCGACACACUGGCAUAUGGGCGCACAACGCUCAUCCCGUGGAACAUUAUCGCCUACAACAUUUUCAGCAAGGCGAGAGGCGCGGGACCGGAGCUGUACGGCACGGAAGGCCAGACAUACUAUUUUCGCGUCUUGCUUCUCAGUUUUAACUUGCUCUUACCGCUUGCGCUCUCAUCAGCGCCGCUGGUACUUCUUGCAGGUGUGGUAAAUCCGCAUGCAUUUGCGCAAACAGCACCAGCCGCUCACAGGGUAUCAAAACAACCUGUCGUCCUUCUGCUCAAUCGGACGACGCCCUUCUACCUCUGGCUUCUCCUCCUCUCGUUACAGCCACACAAGGAAGAGCGUUUCCUGUACCCGGCCUACGCAUUGGUCUGCUUCAAUGCUGCGCUUAGCCUGUCCCUGCUGCACACGCUCAUCGACUCGGCCUUGCCGCGCGCUCUGCUCACAGGGGCUUGCUUCCCGCAGAGGAAAGCAGGAAUCACAAUCGGCGGCGCGUUAGCCUGGACGGCCGUCCUUCUCAGUAGUUUCAUUGGUGUCCUCCGCUCGGCAGCCUUGACGCACAACUAUAGCGCUCCUUUGCACAUUGUGUCGCCUCUAUGGGGGCCUGAAGCACGGCAGAUACUGCAAGAGCGCCAUAUUGCUUUGGCGGAGAAUGCCACUCCUAAAGAGGUCAUGGCAGCGCUCUCCAAGCUACAAGGGCCCGUCAAGCUUUGCUACGCAGGCGAGUGGUACAGAUUCCCAACUAGCUUCCUUGUCCCGCAUGGAAUCCAGAGCGAGUUUACGAGCAGCACCUACCAGCACAUCCUGCCGGGUCACUUCCCCGUAACGUACGACAGGGGUGAAGAGAAAGGGAGAGAUCUCUUUGCUGCGGCUGUUCUCAAGGCUGGCGACUGGGCCUGGACGUACAAGGGUUCCAGAAUAUCGGAACAAAACUACAAUGAAUUCAAUCUGCCCGAGCCCUCACAUGUCAUCAAUCCAACGCAGUGCGACUAUAUGGUCGACCUCGAUUUCAAGCACCGGCGCGCAGGAGCUGGGUCCAGUAUAGAUGCGUAUGAAUCGGCUGCCGAGCCCAGCUACUUGCAUCAGCCUGCGCGAUGGCGUCGCAUUCACUGUCUUCCUUUCCUCGACUGGGAGUCGUCGCAGGCAGAGCCGGGUGCUAGUUUGGUACGCAAGAUCGAAGCGGCUGUCAGUCGAGCCCUGUGGCUGCCGGAAGGGUGGGGGUCCACGCGCAAAUACGCCGAUUUUUGCUUGCUGAAGCGUAUCGGGGAGGGAUCCGGCAAUUUGCACAGGGACACAGACAUGAAACGCGCCGAAGACCAUUUCGAUGCGGCGGACUAGCAGGCAUUAAUCCAUCAGCUUGUCCUUUGAUGUUGUACAAAAUGUAUUCAUCAAAACAGCUAUGAAGCGUAUUCCGAGACGCGUGGCUCAACUUCCUCGCCAUAUGGCGGGUCCUCCCUCCGCUUGAACGCCGCAAAGAACUUCCUGCCGCCGUUGCGCGCAACCUUCUUUCCUUCCUCUGUGCUAUCCCGGAUGAUGGGGACACACGGGUCCUGCUGCAGCUCCUGCCCGUCGUUGUCCAUACGCUCGAACAGGGGGAACGCAUCCAGGUGCGAGACCAUCCAUCUGUGCAGAUCCUCGACAUCGGUGAUCGUGUAGAGGAUCCCACCCGGAGCAAGCACGUACGCAUAUUCGGCGAGCAAAGUGGGUGAGACGAUGCGCGCCUUGUGCUUGCGCGCUUUGAAGUGCGGGUCAGGAAACAGAAAGAACAUCUUUG